Messenger RNA from Egretta garzetta (little egret), 6471 nucleotides. RefSeq names its product ERGIC and golgi 2 (gene ERGIC2). Gene Ontology annotation, biological process: endoplasmic reticulum to Golgi vesicle-mediated transport; retrograde vesicle-mediated transport, Golgi to endoplasmic reticulum. The record is from RefSeq and is a predicted model, not a curated record. The transcript is spliced from 14 exons. Bases 142 to 1275 code for a protein of 377 amino acids. Gene Ontology annotation, cellular component: membrane; endoplasmic reticulum; COPII-coated ER to Golgi transport vesicle. NCBI's taxonomy places the organism in Eukaryota, Metazoa, Chordata, Aves, Pelecaniformes, Ardeidae.
AUUGGCUGAAUAUAGGAGCCCAGAGCAGUUUGACAUCCUCCCGAAUAUAUGCAGCCUGUUAGAUAUUCCCUGCUAAGUCAGUGACUUCCAUGCAUUGUCAGAGGGAAUAUAUGAAGGAGGAAGUGGAGGAGUGUGCUGAAGAUGAGGCGACUGAAUCGGAAGAAGACCUUGAAUUUGAUGAAAGAAUUGGAUGCCUUUCCAAAGGUUCCUGAAAGCUAUGUGGAGACUUCAGCGAGCGGAGGCACAGUUUCUCUGAUAGCAUUUACAACGAUAGCUUUCCUGACUAUAAUGGAGUUCACAGUGUACCGGGACACAUGGAUGAAAUACGAAUAUGAAGUAGACAAGGAUUUUACUAGUAAGUUAAGAAUCAAUAUUGAUAUUACAGUUGCCAUGAGGUGUCAAUAUGUGGGGGCUGAUGUUCUGGAUUUAGCAGAAACAAUGGUUGCUUCUGCAGAUGGGCUAAUCUAUGAACCAGUAGUAUUUGAUCUCAGCCCGCAACAAAAAGAAUGGCAAAGGAUGCUACAGCUAAUUCAGAGUAGGCUUCAGGAAGAACACUCUCUUCAAGAUGUGAUAUUCAAAAGUGCUUUUAAAAGCGGUUCCACAGCACUGCCGCCACGGGAAGAUAACUCAUUACAGUCUCCAGAUGCAUGCAGAAUUCACGGUCAUCUCUAUGUCAAUAAAGUGGCAGGGAACUUUCACAUAACUGUGGGCAAGGCAAUACCACACCCUCGAGGCCAUGCACACUUGGCAGCCCUUGUAAGCCACGAGUCCUAUAACUUCUCUCAUAGAAUAGAUCAUUUGUCAUUUGGAGAGCUUAUUCCUGGAAUUAUUAAUCCUUUGGAUGGAACAGAAAAAAUAGCAUCAGAUCACAACCAGAUGUUCCAAUAUUUUAUCACAGUUGUGCCAACCAAACUCCAUACGUAUAAAAUUUCAGCAGAAACUCAUCAAUUUUCGGUGACAGAAAGGGAAAGAGUAAUUAACCAUGCAGCUGGCAGCCAUGGGGUGUCAGGAAUAUUCAUGAAAUAUGAUAUCAGUUCACUUAUGGUGACAGUGACAGAAGAACACAUGCCUUUUUGGCAGUUCUUGGUGAGGCUCUGUGGCAUUAUUGGGGGAAUUUUUUCAACUACAGGAAUUUUACAUGGCUUUGGAAGAUUUGUAGCAGAAGUUAUUUUUUGCCGUUUCAGACUGGGCUCUUACAGAUCCACAUCAGUCCCACUUCCUGAUGGCCACACAAACAACCACUUACCUCUAAUUACAGACAAUAGUACGCAUUAGCCUCCUGAGAAAACUUUCUUUCUGCCUGAUACAGAAGACGUUUUUGUUUUUGUUUUUUUUAUAAUAAAGAAAACAUUGUGCAAUAUGCUGAGGCAGUGCUGAUGGGCAGCAAAAAGCGAAGCCUUUACAAAAAAAAACCCCAACCAACCAAGAAAACAACUUGUGUAAUUUUUUUUGUCUUUCUAAGUGCACAUGGAGUCAUAGGAGGUUGUCAGACCAGUGAGGUGGACCAACUUCUGGAGAUUAAAGGAGCGUUGCUGCCAAUGCAGUCUUCAUGGUCGAGCUGAAUGUCUUUGGGAUGACUGCCGUUGACCACUGAAGCAUCCUGGUGAUCUGUGCCUGGGUUAGCGGGCUCCAAGGAGAAGAGUACAAGUGGGAUGUGCGGAAGGGCUGGGCAGCAGGCAAAGAGGGACAGUAACAGAGCUGCGAUUUCUCUUCAGUGUACAAACUGGCGUUUGGGUUUUCUUGUUCUUUUGUAACGGUGGGGCUGGCGGCUAAGAUGCUGUUCUUACAGGUGGGGAGCGAUCCUAGAAAAUCCUGAAGAAGAGGGAGACAAGAGAGAACUCAGGGAGUAAGGUGGAGCCCAAGCCAUAAUGUUGGUCAUAGCCGCUGCCUUUCUGUAGUCCCACCAUUCCUUAGUGGAAGAAAUUUAACACGGAGCAGAAGAGUUCCUCUGUGUUUUUCCACAGCCGCUUUGCCAACAGUGAGAAUAUCGCUUCUGAAGUUGAUGUGGGAAGUGCCCAAGGGCUCUGAGAGCAUGGGCUCCAGUGUGCACAGUUUUUUUGACUUGGAAUAAGAAGCCUUUUAAAUAAGGCAUUUGACUGUAGUUUUGAUAAAAGGCAAGACUCCCUAGCAAAAGAUCAGGAAAUCUUCAUACGCCUCUUUCUUGGCAAAGAAAUUGCUUUGAUGGAACCUUUGUUGUACCCCUGCCAUGUAUGUAAAUCCUGGAGAUGGGGAGGAAAAAGAGCAAGAAGCUGCCUUGCUUUGGUUCAGCAAAAUAUUGCAGAAAUGCGGAAUUUGGGGCAGCUGGGAUGUCUGCUAGCCCAGGCAGGGAGUGGUGGAGUUGGUAGUAGGUGACUUCAGGGAAUCUGAUUCAUUUUGCUGCAGGCAGAUGAGAAGGAUCUGCAGAAUUAAUCCUUAUUGUCCAUGAAGGUUUUUGUAAAAUAAAUGAAGAGAGCAAUAUCAGUUUUAUAUUGUAAAUAUGCUACUGAGAAUGAAUGUUAUUAAUGCAGAUGGUGCUUUGAGAAACUAAACAUGCUCUUACUGCCGAACUACUGGCACACACCUGUGGUUAAACAGUUAUUCCACCAGGGUAAAAAAUUAAUAAUAUGAUUCCUUCUCAAAAAAACUGAUUUAAUAAUAUAUUAGGAGAUAAUGCUGACCCUGGCCUUACUCACCAUGGAAUGAAUAUUAUAAUUGAGAGGACUAAUUAUGGAAAAAUAAAAAUCUCUGUGGCGUUGUCAGAUUUUGCUGACUUCUGUUAAUGUACUUGAUAGAACACCUGGAUCUUGGUGAUGAGCACAGUGUAAAUAAUGUAGCUGAUUUGCUAUGCAAAGCAAAGGGCUUCCUAAGCUGAGAUAUUAUAUGAAAUAGUAAAUAAAUGUGGGAAAUGAGGAAAGACCUUUGUUCAGUUCGAUGGUUGAGAAACGGAAGUUUGAGGAAGCCAGGUCUUUGGGGUUGACGGCCAGGUUUGCGGUUUUCUCUUUCGUGUGGUUUUGUUUUGUUUUGUUUUAACACUGAUUAGAACUCCAGCAACUUGAGAAACUCUUGUCCUCAAUGAGCAAGAAAAUCAAAAGCUGUAAAUUUUUGGUUCCUAUUUCUCUUGGGCAUUUCCCUCUGAGGUUUCUCCCCUACUUCUGCUCGGACUGGUUCUGCUUUGGGCUUUGUCCUAACACUUCUUUCUUAGCUGCCUGGAACAGACUGUGCUGGUGGGAGAUACUGAUCUCUGUUGACUUUCUGUACCAGAACUUAAAUGUUGUUUUCUAUUCUCACAUAAAAGAGCCAAGCAGCUCAGUGUGUCUUAAAUCCUUGUGUGGCGUAUUUGUGGUCUUCUGUCAGAGCAAAGCUUGUGUGGCGGCUGGUUGCUGAUGGAAGAAAGUUUGGGAUCGACUUCCAGAUGUGAGAUGCUACAUUGUGGAGUGAACACAGGAUCAGCUGCGUGUGUGCUGCUGUGCUGUUUGCUUUCUCUCCACAGAGGGUUUGGCUGUUACAGCUCGCACUGCGUGCCCUUGUGCCACGUGUUGUCAUUAGUUCAACCAGCGUGUGCAAGGGAGUUCCAGAGAAAAUAGCAGUUUGUUGCAGUGACUUUUUUUUGUCACAUGUUUGUUUACAUUGUGUAAAAGUGAGCGUAGUACGGAAAAAUGAAAGGAAUGGGUGUCUCAAGGGAAACGGAAACCCUGAUGCGAUGAGUGUUUUCUGAAAGGGGGAUAGUAGAUGAAAAAUACCCAUUGCGCCAUCAGAAAAGAUGGUCAAAUUACAUAUUUUUAUCUUUGGCUCUUACAAGAUGUUGAAGAGAGAGAAUACAUGGGGAGGAAAUUUUUAACCUUCAUAAGGUACGUUUGUAGCAUGCCAUUUGCAGACUACUCUGACUCCCCUGCCCCCCUCAGCUGUCUUUCCGGGGCAAAAAGUCUUUCCCACUUCCAUCUGGCAUGGUUUGAGUUUUGCUUUGCUGCUACCAUGCUCUCAUGGGCUUUAGGUUGUGUUAGCAGGGGCGCGGUUGCCUUGACUUCUUCCGAGACCUGGAAUGCUGUGCCUGCAUGUGGGUGUCCCCCGGGUCCCUGGAGCUGCACCCCAGUGUCAUGGAAAGCUGGUGCCAGCCCCAAGAGGUGGGGAGGGGAUGGGAGCAGGUAUUUCUCAAGUAAUUCUGUUGCUUUUAGGGCUCUAGAGGAAAUGCUGAGCUGGGUUUUUAAGAGGACAGACCACCUUCAGCCCUGUCGCCUGCAAGCCGGAAUUCACACGGCGUUGACAAGGAGUCACUGUAAAAUGUCUGAGUUAAGAUGACGCACUUCACUACUGUGUUUCUGGAUGUAUUUUGCAAAAGAUUUCUGAUUAGAGAAAGAAAAAAGCAAGGAUGUAGCCAGCCCAGGAGUUUGGUAAGGGCACUUGCUUGCUUUGUAGUACAGCAGCAGAGGGGACGAGAUGUUUCGGUGGGCCGGGGAGGCCGUGCAGGGCAGCUACCUGGUCUGUGGAGGAGACAGCAAGAGCAAGCUAGCAGGGUAAAAACUGAAGACGUGAUCAAAAGCCACAGUUGCGAGAGAGAAUUCUGGGGGGGGAAGAGUUGAUCAUGAGCUGACCUAAGGAGUAAAUUCACAUAAUACAUAAUAUCACUCGUCUAGAAGACAGCAUUGUGCUCUUGAGUCAUGUGGGAGGUGCUGUGUUGGGUGUAGGUGAACAGCGUGACAGGGGAAGUUGGGCUGUGAUGGAUCCUACUGUACGUUGUGGCUACCAUCUUCAUGCUGCCCAUUGCUCUGUCUUACCACCUUCUCUGGGGUGUGCAUUGGUGCCUAGUGCGGGACAGACCACGAGAAGAGAGUGAAGUGGGUGUAUGAAUGGAAAUUGCCCUACUUCAGGCUCUUUUCAUUUUCUGCCCCAGCUUUUCUAGCAGAUGUUUUGGGGUUCUCGCUGGUGGGGAGGUGAGGAAGAAAUGCAUGUGUGUCUGUAGCAGGAGAGGGGUUGGGUUAGCCGAUGUAGCAAGCUUUCUUUAAAAAAGCAAACCCCAGCUGCUCUUCACUCCCCUGAAAUUCUCAUCCUAGAAAUAGAUGAGUAAUUUGAAAGAAAAUCCAGCUAUUUCCACCUCAAAAGCACCCUGGUGGGGACCUGCACUGUGGGUGCAGUGCCCGGCCUUUCUCUGCAGCUGCUGGCUCUGCCCCAGGUGGCUGCUUGUGUCCAUGGGGUGGUCCGUGGCGGGACAGGGAGACGUGCCGGUGAAGUCAGUCCUACACGGAGCUGGGCAAGGACUCUCCCUCCUCUGCCUUGCCCUGCCCAAGAUCCUCUUAAGCUUUUCAGGGACCAAUUUGACAAACUGAGCCCUAAGCUGUCAGCAUAGUUGCUUAGGAACAAUCAGAGGCAGAUACACAUUUGGUGUAAAUGCAACUGUGAUUAACUGUACAGACCAAGCCAAGGUCGGGGAGGCAGCUGUUGCCUUGUUCUGCUGUCAGGUUCUUUGCGAAGAUCCAGCACGGAGGAUGUCUUGCAUAACUUGGUACUGGUGCAGUAACAUUGAAGCAGGAGGGAUGCAAACAACUUGGUCACAUCUCUGGUGGCAUUGAUGAUACUAAAACUCCCUGCUCUCUCUCUUUGGAGGUAACCAAGCACUGCAGCUUUUUUCUGGGAAGAUGGGAAAUGAGAACAGGUUGUUUGGGGAUACUUGCAAAGAUCUCUGUUUUUAAAAGGCACCCCAGAAGGCAGGGGCGUGGGAGGAUACAUCUACUACACACAUUGCCUACUCGGGUUGGUGCUUAGUUGCAAAGUUACUUCUGGUAGAGACACUUUUUUUCCUACCAACACUCAGUUAAUGCAAAUCGUGUCUAGUAUUUGGCCUUGUCAGUUGCUUAGAGAAAAUGUCCUUGCCUGCAUAAUAGUUAAUGUAUAGAAGUUAAUGCUUCAAGAAGCCCUAAGGGACUCUGCCUGCUGCCUUUGGUGCCCUGGCAAAGGUUUGGCAUUGUAGGUCUGUCCGCCUGCCCGUGCAGGCCACAUUACAGCACUGGCAUGCAUGUCAGCUGGCUUAGUUAAGAUGACAUGAAAUGCUUCAUCUUUUCUGUUUGCCAUGGCUUAGUGUCCUUUCCAAAGCGUUUCUGGUUGCUGCUGGCCCAGGAGCAAGGUGGCGUCACCUUUUCCUGCCUUCCAGAAGACCUUUCUGAGAGCUGGUCCAUAAAUUCAUUAGAGCAGAAACCUUGAAAGCUGGGUGGUGCAGCGUGCUUUCUGCAGGAGAGAGCUGGAGGCACGGUCUGCGAACGUGAGCCUCUCCCUGGCUUCGACAUACCAGAAUUCAGGCAAAAUCUUACUGUGAGUUGGUUGUUUUCUUUUUUUGUUCUGUGGGUAUCAAUAGAAAUGUUCAGAGUCCCAGGAGCAGCAACUUGAGGUGUAAAAAACAGAAAGCCAGACACGCUGGUGGCUUUCUGACCUCCCCCAGGAAGGAUGAUCCCUGCUCCUCUCUGGGCCAAGGCCACCGGAGUCCUCUCAGCAGGAGCCUCCACC